AUGUUUGCUUGUGUUAUUUGCUCAUUCGCAGCACCGUGGAUUGAGUGUCCGGACGGCACCUACUGCCACCGGAACUCGACGUGCUGCUUCGCCCAUUCCUCGUCCUCGGCGCGUUCUUCAGCUUCCCUCCAAUACGCCUGCUGUCCUCACGAGCACGCCCAGUGCUGCGACGACGGAGAGCACUGUUGUCCACGCGGCACACAGUGCGAGCACUUCGACCAGUCAAAAGGUCAUAUGUGCCAUUCGCUGAAUGAAGAACCCGGACAGACUGUCCUCGCCUCCAAGAAGUACCCCAGCCUGAAAAGCGUGCCCGGGGCCACGUACCCUUCGGUGCCGUGUCCUACGUGGAUGGUGUGCAGCUCGGGCUCCUGCUGCCGCAACGAGUACGGGGCCUAUCGAUGCAGUCCGUACGCAGGAGGAGUGUGCUGCGCCUCAGGCAUCUCCGGAUGUCCGCCUAACACGGAGUGCGUCGACUGA
Molecule: messenger RNA, 477 nt
Organism: Rhipicephalus sanguineus (brown dog tick)
Lineage: Eukaryota; Metazoa; Arthropoda; Arachnida; Ixodida; Ixodidae
Product: progranulin
Exons: 2
Coding region: 1-477 (158 amino acids)
Cellular component (GO): extracellular region
Source: RefSeq, a predicted model, not a curated record